CCCGGGGUUUAUAGCCCGCCCCGGGGGGUUUAGCCCCCGCCCCGCGGUUUGGGAGCGCAGCAGGAUGCGGGCAGCGCUGGCAGCCUGGCUGGUGCUGAGCCUGCUGGGGGGCACAGGGGCCCAGGGCACGUGCGGGGACCCCCCCGCAGCCCCGUCCCACUCCAUCCCCGCGCCCCAGCUCAGCCCCGAGGAGCGGCUCUCGCCCCACAUGCCGCAGUCCCUGCGCUGUGACGCCUGCCACGCCAUCGCCUUCCAGAUCGAGGAGCAGCUGAGCAAGGCAGAAGGGAAGGUGGGCAAGAAGGCUCUGAAGGAGUCGGACUACAUCGAGGUGCUGGAGAGGAGCUGCUCACAGGACUGGGAGAGUUACGGGGUGCUGGAGCUGGACGGGGAGAAGCGGCUGUCGGGCCCGGGGCUGCCGAGCCAGCACCCCCUGAGCGUGCUGGUGUCGGGGGGGCCGUGGCCGGCCAGGCUCUCCAAGCUGUGCCACGGCUACGUGGGCGAGCAGGGCGAGGCUCAGAUCUACGGCGCGCACCGGCGGGGCGCGGCCGCGCUGCGGCAGCUGCUGUGCCACGGGGACAAGGGACCGUGCGCCGGCCGCAAGGAGCGCCCCGGCCCCCCCAAGGCGCUGCAGAACGAGCUCUAGCCCGGCGCGGUUAAUGCUUAAUGCCCGGUGACCUUCGGAGCCGACUUCGUCCCCGGCCGACACGCGUGCCGGGAGGGCGGUGGGCGCUGUCCCGCUGUCGCCUGUCACCGAUGUCGCCGCUGUCGCUCGACGCCCGUGCCGGCCGUGCCGGCAGCAGCGCGGGCUCGGUCCGGGCGAGCUGGAAUUACUCUGUAACCCGCGGGCUCUAAUGUUUCACCACGCGCUGCCCCGCGCGGGUGCAGUCCCAAUUAAAGGAGUUAAUGGCU
Messenger RNA from Oenanthe melanoleuca, 909 nucleotides. It is a transcript of the gene MZB1, whose product is annotated as marginal zone B and B1 cell specific protein. Gene Ontology annotation, biological process: regulation of B cell proliferation. The transcript is spliced from 4 exons. NCBI's taxonomy places the organism in Eukaryota, Metazoa, Chordata, Aves, Passeriformes, Muscicapidae. Gene Ontology annotation, cellular component: extracellular region; endoplasmic reticulum chaperone complex. The record is from RefSeq and is a predicted model, not a curated record. Bases 65 to 643 code for a protein of 192 amino acids.